CAGAGAGAAUGGCCAGCAGGAAGGCGGGGACCCGAGGCAAAGUGGCGGCCACCAAGCAGGCCCAACGUGGUUCUUCCAACGUCUUUUCCAUGUUUGAACAAGCCCAGAUCCAGGAGUUCAAGGAAGCCUCUCCCCUUCCUCCCACCUUCCCUAGAGCUGGGGGCUGCUCCCAACUGAAGGCCCCCAUCCCACAGGCCUUCAGCUGUAUCGACCAGAAUCGUGAUGGCAUCAUCUGCAAGGCAGACCUGAGGGAGACCUACUCCCAGUUGGGGAAGGUGAGUGUCCCAGAGGAGGAGCUGGACGCCAUGCUGCAGGAGGGCAAGGGUCCCAUCAACUUCACUGUCUUCCUCACGCUCUUUGGGGAGAAGCUCAAUGGGACAGACCCCGAGGAAGCCAUCCUGAGUGCCUUCCGCAUGUUUGACCCCAGUGGCAAAGGGGUGGUGAACAAGGAAGAGUUUAAGCAGCUUCUCCUGACCCAGGCAGACAAGUUCUCUCCAGCUGAGGUGGAGCAGAUGUUCGCCCUGACACCCAUGGACCUGGCGGGGAACAUCGACUACAAGUCACUGUGCUACAUCAUCACCCAUGGAGACGAGAAAGAGGAAUGAGGGGCAGGGCCAGGCCCACGAGGGGGUACCUCAAUAAACUCUGUUGCCAAAUUGGAA
This is a messenger RNA of Mandrillus leucophaeus (drill), 662 nucleotides long. RefSeq names its product myosin, light chain 7, regulatory (gene MYL7). Lineage: Eukaryota; Metazoa; Chordata; Mammalia; Primates; Cercopithecidae. The coding region runs from base 9 to 605 and encodes 198 amino acids. Gene Ontology annotation, cellular component: cytoplasm; myofibril. The record is from RefSeq and is a predicted model, not a curated record. The transcript has 7 exons. Gene Ontology annotation, molecular function: calcium ion binding. Gene Ontology annotation, biological process: heart contraction; cardiac muscle tissue development.